AUGAUAGGUGAAGUUGCUGAAGUCAUGCUCCCUCUCCUUCCCAGCACUCGACACCGUGCCAUUCAGGGGGACACACUCUGUGGGUCGGUGGGAGUUUCUCCUCCUCCUCCUCUCUCUUGUCCAUUCCCAGUAGCUGGUGGGGUAUCCACUGAUGGGACUGGAGAAGCAGUGGCGGGAAAGAGGGCAGCAGCUGCAGCAGCCACCUCUGGCAGAGGUGCAGUGCCUCCAGCUUUGCCCGCCAGCCCCCAGACUAGACUUUUAAAUGUAGCUGAGAUUAACCUCAACAAUAAAGAUGCCAAAUGGUUAAAAACCAUAAAAUAUACCAGUAACAUCACUGAAUUUAUUCCCUUGGGACUUUCCCAGAACAUGAAAAUCAAACAUGUGUGCUUCCUAGUAUUCUUAUUUUGUUACAUAGCCUUUUGGAUGGGAAACUUGCUCAUAAUGAUUUCUAUCACAUGCAGUCAACUAAAUAAUCAACCCAUGUAUUUCUUCCUUAAUUACCUUGCUCUAUCAGACAUGUGUUAUACCUCAACAGUGACACCCAAGUUAGUCACUGACUUGCUGGCAGAAAGUAGCACAAUUUCAUACACAGACUGCAUGGCGCAACUUUCUUCCAUGCAUUUCUUUGGGGCGAUUGAAGUCUGUAUCCUCACUGUGACGGCCUCUGACUGCUUUGUGGCCAUCUGCAGGCCCCUGCACUGCACCGUCAUCAUGAGCAGGCACAGACGCUGUGCCAUGGUCAGUGCUUGUUGUGCUGGGGCAUUUCUGCACUCCUUUCCCCAGGGUCUCCUCACCAUUAACUUACCUUUCUGUGGCCCUGAUGAAAUAGAUCACUAUUUCUGUGAUGUGUAUCCUUUGCUGAAACUGGCCAACAAGGACACCUAUGGAGUUGGGAUCCUAGUGGUGGUCAAUGCAGGCAUGAUGGGGUUGGUGAUCUUUGUGGUAGUGAUGCUUUCCUACAUUUUGAUAUUAUAUACCAUCAAGGCUUACCCUACAGAAAGCUGGUACAAAGCUCUUUCCACCUGUAGUUCCCACAUCACAGUUGUGUUUUUUUUUUUUGCACCUACUUUCUUUAUUUACAUUAGACCAGCCACAACGUUUCCAGAACAAAAGGUGUUUGCUCUCUUCUACAUCAUCAUUCCUCCCAUGUUCAACCCUCUGAUUUACACUCUCAGAAAUGCAGAGAUGAAGAAUGCCUUAAGGAAGGUGUGGUGCUAG
Molecule: messenger RNA, 1218 nt
Organism: Bubalus bubalis (water buffalo)
Lineage: Eukaryota; Metazoa; Chordata; Mammalia; Artiodactyla; Bovidae
Product: olfactory receptor 4P4-like
Exons: 3
Coding region: 1-1218 (405 amino acids)
Biological process (GO): G protein-coupled receptor signaling pathway
Cellular component (GO): membrane
Molecular function (GO): olfactory receptor activity; G protein-coupled receptor activity
Source: RefSeq, a predicted model, not a curated record